Cooperia oncophora is the source of this 1104-nucleotide messenger RNA. Lineage: Eukaryota; Metazoa; Nematoda; Chromadorea; Rhabditida; Trichostrongylidae. The record is from the annotation of a GenBank genome assembly.
AUGGCCAUCACUGCUCUUCCGAUUGAUGUUUGGUUGAAGGAGCGCUUGAAAAAAUGGGUGCAGCUGUCUGGACAUGAAGGCAGUAUUGUUCCUGCAACCACCUGCACAUUGUACAAGAAACAAACUGGUAAUUGUAUGGAAGCGAGAGCAUACGAGAAUAUCUCAAAAGAUCCAGCUCUAACUGGUUUCACUCCACGCUAUUUCAAGCAACUGCAAAAGAAUGAUGAAUGUUUCAUUGAAAUUGAAGACUUGCUACAACAGUUUGCUGACCCAACAAAAACAAGUAUCAUGGAUAUCAAAAUUGGUACCAGAACAUUCUUGGAAUUCUGGGAAGUUAUCAACACACGAAACGGAGAGAAAGAUUUAUAUGAAAAGAUGACAGCCAUUGAUCCCGAUGAGCCGACGCCAGAAGAGCGAGCAUGCGGUGAAAUUACGAAAUUGCGUUAUAUGCAGUUCCGGGAACGAGAAAGCAGUUCCGCUGAACUAGGAUUUCGUAUAGAGGCCGCCAAGAUGCCAGGUGGUUCUCUGCAGAAGAACUUCAAAAAAGUGAGGACAUAUGACGAUGUGACGCAGGCGUUGAUAGAGUUCUUUGGUACAGACCGUGAAAGGAUAAGGAGCAGGCUGUUGGCACGAUUAAAGGCCAUGAGAUCAGCCAUCGAGAAAAGCCACUUCUUCGCCACCCAUGAGGUCGUGGGGAGUUCUGUGCUGAUUGUUCAUGAUCACGAAAAAGUGAACUGUUGGAUGAUCGAUUUCGCCAAAUCGUCACCUGUAGACCCGACGAGGCGUCUCGAUCACCGGACUCCUUGGGUUCAGGGUAAUUCUGAAGAUGGAUAUUUGUUGGGCGUAGACAAUCUCAUUAAAUUGCCACACAUGGCGCUCAAUUUCAGAACAUUCUUGGAAUCUGAAGUAUCGAAUACGAAACGGAGGAAAGAUUUAUAUGAAAAGAUGACAGCCAUUGAUCCCGAUGAGCCGACGCCAGAAGAGCGAGCAUGCGGUGAAAUUACGAAAUUGCGUUAUAUGCAGUUCCGGGAACGAGAAAGCAGUUCCGCUGAACUAGGAUUUCGUAUAGAGGCCGCCAAGGUGUCCUUGAGAGUGAAUAACUAG